AUGGCCGACGUGGCCGCCAAGGACGGAAGCCAAGAGACGGCGGUGACUUUGGUGGGCCUGAUACUUGGGCUCAUCAUUGCACCGCUGGUGGACGAAAACUACUUCCUCAUCUGGCUCUUGUUCGCGGUAUUCACCACGGCUCACCUGUUCGCCAACUAUCGGGCCGUGCGCGGACUCGUCAUGGACACGCUCAACCGCCAGCGGCUCGCCAUCGUGGUGACCCACUACCUCGGUUCCGCGAGCCGCGAGGUGCUAUCGCCCGUCCAGGCCAGCGCUCGGGAGUGGCCCCUCUGGUUUGCAUUCAUGGACCGAGGCCACCCGAUAAGGCUCGGCACCUCGCUUGCGGCCCUGCACCCUCGGCUUCGCCUACCCUCCGACAUCGCUCUUUCGGGCCUUACCGUCCGCUGCGCCUAUCUCACCUGCGUCUGCACUUCCGGUGGCGCGGCGCUUCUCCUCACGCCGCCUGCUGAACGCUCUACCGACAACCAGCAACAACUCUACGGCGACGAGGAAUGCAGCCUUGCGGGCCGGCCGUCGAUCGAAGUGCUGCUGCGGCAGGAUGCCGACCACGGCGUGAUGAUUGAGGCCUUUGCUUCGGCGCUGGUCGCACGCCGCACUCUGGGAGAGCUGCAGGACCAGGCGUGCCAGCCUGGAGCACAGCCGCUGACCCUCCGCCGCCUGGCCGCGGCCCUACAGAGCGAGCAAUCGCGCCUCUUGCCGCCACUCGUCGCCGCCCUCUCCACAACGGGGUGGCAUACCACCCGCUCGCUUUUCGGACCCGGUCCCUAUCGCUACCGCUCAGCAUCGUCAGCGUCAUCGUCCUCAUGA
Messenger RNA from Acanthamoeba castellanii str. Neff, 828 nucleotides. RefSeq lists its product as uncharacterized. The record is from RefSeq and is a predicted model, not a curated record. The coding region runs from base 1 to 828 and encodes 275 amino acids. Lineage: Eukaryota; Discosea; Longamoebia; Acanthamoebidae. The transcript has 2 exons.